Molecule: messenger RNA, 885 nt
Organism: Metarhizium robertsii ARSEF 23
Lineage: Eukaryota; Fungi; Ascomycota; Sordariomycetes; Hypocreales; Clavicipitaceae
Exons: 1
Coding region: 1-885 (294 amino acids)
Source: RefSeq, a predicted model, not a curated record
AUGCCAUCGACUCCAGUGCAUCACAUCUUGGACUCAGACAAGUUGUGUCACAUGUACGAAGAGGCUCAGACAUACGAGGCUUUUGUUAAGAAACUCUGGAAUCAUCGCUACAAUAAAACUUUUAUUCUACAUGAUCCCCAGGUGUGGUCCUAUUCUACCGAGCAAUAUACAUACAAAGACAUAGCUCGCAACGAGAAAUUGUUGAUCGACGGAGUCCUCGAGAAAUAUGUUGCACAGAACCGAACUGAGUUUGCAGUUUCGGUCACUGAAAAUAAGAAGGACGGCCAGACCGCUGGCUCACUCGAAGCCCAGGCAAUGAGGUACGCUAAGAUCCUCGUGGAGGACAAUGAGUUGCAGUUACCAGGUAUAUAUGUCCACACGAACAUUGGCAGAACAUUCCGACUGUGGUAUUACAGAAAAGGGUCUCGCGAACUUGAUCCCCUUUUCGGAGGGGCUUCAUCUGACAGAAAGGAAUAUGUGGACAUCGCACCGGACGCCGCUUCGCGACACUGGAAGGCGUAUGUGGACGUCAUACUGGGAAUCGAGCCUCGUUGGGAAGCGCCAACAUUGACAAGCUCGGUUCAAACGUCGGCGUACGACUUCAAUCCUGGAGAAGCUUCGUCAAGUGCCGCCCCUGCUUACAAUCAGCUUCCCCCUCAAAAUAUACCCAUGGCCACUCUGGAGAGUUCCGGCAUUUACGAGGUGACGAACGUACACUUCGGCGGGAAUGGGCGUCGUUUACGAUGCACUUUCAAGGAUGAGAAUGAUGAGACACGAGACCUGGCCACUUAUAGUAACCAGUGGGAGUAUGAUGCUGGGCUUGGUGCAUACGUAUUCUCUAGCAACCAUCAUGGGAAAACAUUUGGGUAUUACGCACAGCGCUAA